AUGUCUUCGCCCGGCUCAUCCUCAUCGUCGGCUUCAUCUGCCUCGUCCUCAUCGAUAGUCUUUGACCCGAACACACUCCAACAACAACAGCCCGCUCCAGCCGACCUGCCACCCCCACCGCCUCCGACAAACCCAGACCAAGCCAGCAACCAGGUCCUCUCAUCGCUCAACCCGACCAUCGAGUCCAGCUCCCAAUCGACCGUCUUCAACCUCUCAGGAUUCUCAAACAACAGCAACCUCCUCCAAUCUCAGAUCACCGACCUCACCUCGCUCGCAAACACUCAAUCGACGGUACCCCAUGCCUCCCAACCCGCCUCCAAAAAUGCACCCGCAACUGCCCCUUCGAGGGGUUGGAUGAGUCAGCGUAAAGGUAAAGCUAUCCACAUCGAUGACGAUCAGGCCUCUCUCAGAAACGAGCUUCCGGGAGACUUGGAAUCAGACCAAUCCGAACGUUACACUUCCAGCACCAGCUCUCAGCGUAUCAUCGAGCUCGGUGUUGUAGAAGAUCAAUUAGCACAACUGCUCAACUUGGCGUCUGACGUCUUGGGCUCACUUGGGCCUUCAUUGAACGAAGAUGAGUCGACAAACACGGCGAUCGAGACCUUUUCAAGCUCGAUCAACGAAUACUUCGAGCUGCUCAACAAAAUCCAACUAGGUCUGCGCACCUCGAUGUCUCAUUUACGAGUCUCACGAGUAUCCACUCGUAUCUUAUUCGAGCCUGCUCAUGUCUCCAUUCCGAACUGUCCGGUCGGAUUAGGCGAUCUCACAUUGUCGGCUAAUCACCUCUCAUCCCGCCCCUCAACUCAUCCGCUCCAUGCAGACUCCUUGAAAGAUAAAGAUGAAGAGGAGCCGCCGGCCUUAAGUUUGGGCUCAUUGGUUGCCGAAAGAAACGCGUGGCAGGACUUGGUCGAGUCGCUCGAACUCAUCAAAGCACAGCGAACUGUCCUGUGA
This is a messenger RNA of Puccinia triticina, 951 nucleotides long. RefSeq lists its product as uncharacterized. The transcript has 3 exons. Gene Ontology annotation, molecular function: transcription coregulator activity. The record is from RefSeq and is a predicted model, not a curated record. NCBI's taxonomy places the organism in Eukaryota, Fungi, Basidiomycota, Pucciniomycetes, Pucciniales, Pucciniaceae. Gene Ontology annotation, biological process: regulation of transcription by RNA polymerase II. Gene Ontology annotation, cellular component: mediator complex. The coding region runs from base 1 to 951 and encodes 316 amino acids.